Messenger RNA from Coregonus sp. 'balchen', 739 nucleotides. Lineage: Eukaryota; Metazoa; Chordata; Actinopteri; Salmoniformes; Salmonidae. The record is from the annotation of a GenBank genome assembly.
AUGGAUCUCUCUCCUCUCGCUGACAGAUGUGGGAGACUAACAUUCCACAUAGUCCUGCCCUACAGCUUCCCCCACUACCCCUGUAUAGAAGCAGCUGUCAGAGCCACCUACCACAAGGACAUAUGUGGCAACUGCACCGUAAGUGAAAGCACACUUCUUAAGGGAAUUACAGAUAUUUAAUUUCUGUUUGACUCGUCAUUUGAAAACACUACUGUCUGCAGUAGCGCUCCAUAGGAAUAUAAUUUCUAGAACAGGAACACCCCUAGAAUGGGAACUGAAUCUGAAUAGCUAACCAAAUAAUGAGAUCUAUCUGUGGCUCUCCCAGGUGAUGUAUUUUUAGCUUGUAUCUAUUUUGUUAACUUUAGUGUGUUCUACUAUUAUGCAGGUGGACUCCAACUCUACUUCCUCAGCUGGGUGUAACAGCAGCCAGAGAAACAAGUCUCUGAGCAGCGCAGGGAUGGGUGUUAACGAGACAGACAGCACAGUGGCAGAUACAGUGAGGCAGAUUGAAGUCGCUACUGUCGGCAACCCAGCUCCAACUGAUGGACACCAGAUGUUGUCUGAGGGGGGUGUUAAUAUGCUAAACAUACAUCACCAUCAGCACCAGCAGCAACAUAACUACCAGCAGCAACAUAACCAGCAGCAGCAACAUAACCACCAGCAGCGUCAUAACCACCACAACCUUGGGUCAGACACAGAUAAACAGGACUCCAAUUAACAUCAUCUGUGUAGUUUCUGA